Molecule: messenger RNA, 615 nt
Organism: Haemonchus placei
Lineage: Eukaryota; Metazoa; Nematoda; Chromadorea; Rhabditida; Trichostrongylidae
Source: the annotation of a GenBank genome assembly
GGUUCUUCUUCGAUAUCGGACCAACGGUACAUAUUUCUAGGUGGUGAGCGUGUGGCAUGGGGCGUGGAGACCGCUGCUGUGAAAGUAACUUCAUACCUAGACGAUAAAGCAGAAAAGUAUCGAUCUGGUCUGGCUCCUGCCGAAAAACCUAUGACUAUAAAUCCGGCACUCAAAGGAAGUUUAGUGUAUAUGCAUAAAGGAUCAAAGCUGGUGGCGAAAUGCACUCGAUAUCUGUUGGACAAAAUUGGAGAUGUGGGAAUAUCUAUUGGGAAGUCAUUAGCAAGUGGUGCGGAGAAAACUUUGGGUAAAGGCAGUGGUGGUGGACUCGUGACUGGAGCAAUCUGUGAGUUUACUCUGUACUCGGAGGUGACCGUUCAAAGUGUCAAGAUAAAGUACGGAGAUGAAGCUUCGGAAGCAGCUCACCACGCCUUAUUUGCUGCUGGGCACACAUCUCUAGCCGCUGCUCAGCUUUGGGAUCUUGGACCUCGCAGUGUUGCUGGUCGGGUAGCAAGACGUGCCGGCGUCCAGUUGGUAAAAGAUCUUCAUGAAGUUCGCGCUGGAGAGGCGCUGCCAGUGAAAAUGAGGAUGAAGGACGACGAAAAAAAGAAUAAAUAG